Molecule: messenger RNA, 1491 nt
Organism: Amphibalanus amphitrite
Lineage: Eukaryota; Metazoa; Arthropoda; Thecostraca; Balanomorpha; Balanidae
Product: purine nucleoside phosphorylase-like
Exons: 6
Coding region: 428-1291 (287 amino acids)
Biological process (GO): nucleoside metabolic process
Cellular component (GO): cytoplasm
Molecular function (GO): purine-nucleoside phosphorylase activity
Source: RefSeq, a predicted model, not a curated record
CACCCCCGCGCCAGGGCCGUCUUUUAGUGUCGGUGUCCGCGCCUGGUCGACAGCAGGCGGCGGUAAUCUGACUCGCGUGUUCUGGUCGCCUGUGGCCGCGGUAGACCCCUGACAGCGCCAGUGUCGGACUAGUCCCGCCGCCCGCCGGAACUAUCCAGUCAGAAUCCCUGUGGUGCUUGUCAACCAGCGGGGAUUGGCCGACCUCCCGGUGACCUCUGGGUGACCUCUGAACUGACCGGUCGAGGUCGAGACACGGUCGUAUUGUUCAGCCCAGCUCAGCAGAGGUCAACCGUCAUCGGCCUGACCUGACCUCUGUGACCCGGCCCCGGACGGAGCUGUAGUCACCGAGCCACUCGAGACGUCUGCCGCCUCCUGAGCGUUUGGCCGAGGAACGCACGGCCGAAUCGUCCCUCAUCACGACCUUACGAUGGCGGCUGCAGAGGGUUUCGACUACAACGCCAUCAAUGACGGCGCCAACUACCUCCUAGACAGAACCAAGCACCGACCCACGAUCGGCAUCAUCUGCGGAUCAGGCCUAGGUAGCCUCGUGGACCACCUGACGGAGCGCGAGUCGUUUUCUUACGAGGAUAUUCCCAACUUCCCCGUGUCGACGGUGCACGGCCAUGACGGUCGGGUCGUCUUUGGUCUGCUCAACGGCGUACCCGUCAUGUGUAUGAAGGGUCGAGUGCAUCGUUAUGAAGGUUACCCCAUGUGGAAGACCACCGUGCCGAUUCGCGUGAUGCGGCUGGUUGGCGUUAGUGACGUCAUCAUUUCGACGGCCACCGGCGGACUGAACCGUGGAUACAAGAUCGGUGACGUGAUGAUCAUCAAGGACCACAUCAACAUGCCGGGAUUCUCGGGCGACUCACCGCUCAUCGGCAAGAAUGAUGAACGUUUCGGGCCUCGGUUCCCGGGCAUGUCAAACGCCUACGACAAACAGCUUCGUCAGGAGGCCAAGAACGUGGUGAAGGAGAUGGGUAUCGAGGAGAGCGUCCACGAGGGCGUGUACGUCAUGCUCGGGGGGCCCUCCUACGAGACGGUGGCCGAGCUGCGGCUGCUCCGGCUGCUCGGCGCCGACGCCGUCGGCAUGAGCACGGUGGCUGAGGUGGUGGUGGCGCGCCACUGCGGAAUGCGCGUGUUCGCGUUCAGCCUUAUCACCAACAAGUGCAUCAUGGACUGGGACACGGACGACGAGCCGCUGCACACCGAGGUGAUCGCGGUGGCCGAGCAGCGAAAACACCACCUUCAGGAGCUGGUGGCGCGAAUGGCCGCGCGCAUGGUUCAGAAAUGACGAGACAGCGGGGAGAGAGAGAGAGAGAGAGAGAGAGAGAGAGAGAGAGAGAGAGAGGGAGAGGGAGAGAGAGAGGAGAGAGAGAGAGGGAGACAGAGAGAGACAGAGAGAGAGAAAGAGCGAUAGAUAGAGAGAGAGAGAGAGAGAGAGAGAGAGAGAGAGAGAGAGAGAGAGAGAGAGAGAGAGAGAGAGAGAGAGAG